Messenger RNA from Pyrus x bretschneideri (Chinese white pear), 964 nucleotides. RefSeq names its product J domain-containing protein required for chloroplast accumulation response 1-like. NCBI's taxonomy places the organism in Eukaryota, Viridiplantae, Streptophyta, Magnoliopsida, Rosales, Rosaceae. The record is from RefSeq and is a predicted model, not a curated record. The coding region runs from base 144 to 743 and encodes 199 amino acids. Gene Ontology annotation, molecular function: clathrin binding. Gene Ontology annotation, biological process: clathrin coat disassembly; clathrin-dependent endocytosis. Gene Ontology annotation, cellular component: intracellular membrane-bounded organelle; vesicle; cytoplasm. The transcript has 6 exons.
CUCCUCUCACCAUGUUCAGCAGUCUCUUCGCUCUGCCAAGAACAUGAGAUUAAAUCCGGGAUUUGGGAUCGGGUUUUGCGAGAGAAAGAAGUGGGAGUAUUGGAACAAGAAGAAAAGAAGAAGAUAAUAAUGACGAUGAAGUGAUGAGCUCUUAUGUGAUUGAGAUCAAUUCUGAUCAGCAAAGAGAAGAAGCAGUUGGUAUUGAAGAAGCGAUUGCAUGGGCUAAAGAGAAGUUCCAAACACACAGUAAUUCCGAGAAAGAAGGGACCAAUCAGCAGUCUGUUGAAAUGGAUGAAGGUAGGCCUAAUGUGGAUGAGUACUCAUAUCACCAGCAAAGAGAUGAACUACUACUUGAAACGACUCCAUCUCCAGAGGAAGAAGAGGAAAGGACAGGGAUAACUGAAGAGGAAAAGAAACCUUCAGAAAAAGAUAUGGACUUGGAGCUCUUGGAUGAAGACAUAAGGUUAUGGUCGGCUGGCAAGGAAUCCAACAUUCGUAUGCUGCUUUCGACACUACACCAUAUUGUAUGGCCCAAGAGUGGAUGGUAUGCAGUUCCUUUGACAAGCCUAAUAGAAAGUUCACAGGUGAAGAAAGCGUAUCAGAAAGCAAGGCUGUGCCUCCAUCCAGACAAACUGCAACAAAGAGGAGCAACACCUGCUCAAAAAUAUAUUGCUGAAAGGGCCUUCGCCAUCCUCCAGGAUGCAUGGGCCGUGUUUAUCUCCCAAGAUGUAUUCAAUAUUUAGUGGAUGUGUGAAUUAUUCUUGCCUUUUGAACUCAUUUUUUGACUCCAAGGUUGCAAGUGAAGAAUAAGCAUAUGAACAACUUUGUAAGAUAGCUCGACUAGUAUUCUUGUGGAAAUAUGUACAUUAGUUUGCUCGAUUAACUGUGCUUGGUUUUUUUAUCUGUAUAUUUAUUUUCGAGUGUUGAAACAAAAUUUUUAGAAUAUAAUUUUGAAUCCUAAACA